Scleropages formosus (Asian bonytongue) is the source of this 1930-nucleotide messenger RNA. It is a transcript of the gene cfap53, whose product is annotated as cilia and flagella associated protein 53. The coding region runs from base 101 to 1663 and encodes 520 amino acids. The transcript is spliced from 8 exons. NCBI's taxonomy places the organism in Eukaryota, Metazoa, Chordata, Actinopteri, Osteoglossiformes, Osteoglossidae. The record is from RefSeq and is a predicted model, not a curated record.
UUCCGUAAACAAAAGCAACGUUUUUAGGGAAGACGGGGACGCGACAAGACACUAAUACAUAAUAUACUGUAUAAUAUACUGCAUUGUGCAACAUUUUAACAUGCUCGUGAGUCAGAGGAACAGAUGUCGGGAGAUUACUGGACCAACGCCGCAUGCUGUCGCCCUGAGGGCAAGACCCCAGGCUUCAAAACCACAUGACCAGCUCAUCCUGUUGAGAAGGCAGCAAGAUGCUGAACGUGAAAAGGUGCUGGACUUUACGAGGUCCCGGAGGGAAUGCAGCCUAAGGGUUCAAUGGGAAAAGAACACCAAUCGUCGCAUCAUACUGGGAACCAUCGAGAGGCGUGUCCAGGAGGCCUUGAACCAGUACCAGACGAGCAUCAAGGAGCGAAGGGAGAGGCUGAGGGAGAUGCUGGAGGUGGAGGAAAAGACACUGCUGAUGGAGAUGGAGACAGAAAAGGAGACAGUGCUGGAGAGGCAGGCUAAGAUGCGCGAGCGAUCCAGAUUUCUACGGGAGAGGCGAGAAGGCGAGAGGGCAAGAUUGGUGGCUGACAAGCUAGAUCAACUCUUCAGGGAGCAGAGUGAGGAGUUGCGGACUGCUCAGAUGCAGGAGCGACAGGAUUUGGUCUGCACGGAGCGGGCAGCUCAGUUGCGAAGCCGCGAGGAAGCAAGGCAGCAGCAGCUGCAGGAGGAGCACCUCUUUGCUCAAUUCUGGGAGGCUGACUGGCAGGCCAAGAAGGAAUGGGAGGAACAGAAGGCACAGCAACAACAGAAUGUCAACCAGGAGCAACAGAACUUCCUGCGUGCCCAGAUGGAGGAAGCUGAACAGAAGAGGCUCCAGGCCAAGCAGCUGAAAGAGGAAGAAGCGCAACUGCUGCGGCAGCAGCAGGAGAUGCUCCGUCUAGAAGAGGAACGAGAGCACCGCGGCAAACUGCUGGGCCAGGAACGCACGCGCAGACAGCUGAACCAUGGGUUGCGGCUAAAGAUGAAACGCCUGGCCAAGGAGCACCAGGAGGAACUGGCCUUGGAUCUGAGCAUCCUGGAGGAACUGCAGCAGAAGCACAGGGAUGAGAGUCACGACCAGGAGCAGAGGAAGCUGGAGCUGCAGCAGGAGCAGCGAAAAUACCGACAGUAUCUGGCUGAACGGCUGGAGGAGCAGAAGCGUCAGGAAGCGGAGAUAGAACUGCUGAUAGAGGAAGAGCUAGAACGCACCUGGGCUAAAAGAGCGGAGCAGAGCCGCCUGGAGCGGGAGGCCCGGGACCGACUCAUGAAAGAAGUGUUGGACAUCCGACGUCUACAGAUCCAGGAUAAGUUGGAUCAGAACAUCCAGAAACAAGCUGAGCUGGCACAGGAGGAAGAGGAACUGAACAAAAUUAUCCAGCAGCACAAAGAGCAGGAGGAGGAGGAGAAAAACAGCCUUAAACGGGCCCGUGAGCAGUACCGAGCGGACCUGCUCUUCCAGAUGCAGUACCAGCAGCGGAUACGGGAUAUGGAGCAAUCUGAGCUGGCGCACGAGUUCCAGCAGGCCUUAGUUUUCCAGGAGAAGUACAACAGCAGGCUGCAGGAGGCUCUGACCCGACCCAGCUCCCACCCUGCAGUGUUCCAUCCCUUCAGGAGGAUGAUGGGCCGCUCCACCAGCUCUGCAAAGUGUCUCAGUCUAGACUAAGAAUUUAAGGGUGCUCACUUACAAAGCAUGCACCAGCAUACACAUUUACACACAGAGUCAGUGUCAUGGCCUAAAAAUGACCUGCUUCAAAUAACCAAAGACAAAUUCAGAAUUGGUGGCUUCUGUGGUCGAGGAUUUUAAGCCAUGGGGUCCAUGACUUCAAGGGUGUCUGCGAAGUGCAGGCCUGCUCUGAAAACUUGACUAAAUAAAAGUUUAAACUAUUACCUUUCUGUUAUCCAUGACAAAAUUGUGUGAUGGUAAUAAAAG